Messenger RNA from Neopelma chrysocephalum (saffron-crested tyrant-manakin), 256 nucleotides. RefSeq names its product latent-transforming growth factor beta-binding protein 4-like. The transcript has 2 exons. Gene Ontology annotation, molecular function: calcium ion binding. The annotation marks the transcript as partial. The record is from RefSeq and is a predicted model, not a curated record. NCBI's taxonomy places the organism in Eukaryota, Metazoa, Chordata, Aves, Passeriformes, Pipridae.
CCAGACGUGGACGAGUGUGGGUCGGGCACCCCCUGUGCCCCCCCCGGGCGCUGCCUGAACACCGAGGGCUCCUUUGUGUGCGAGUGCCCCCGCGGGUACCGGGCGGGACCCUCGGGCACCUCCUGCCACGACAUCAACGAGUGCCUGGAGGGCGAGUUCUGCUUCCCCCACGGCGAGUGCCUCAACAGCGAGGGAUCCUACAGCUGCCUCUGUGCCCAGGGAUAUGCCCCCAACCCCGAGGGCACCGCAUGCAUCG